AUGGUUCUCACGACGAUCACAACCGACCACUUGAGUCUAGAUGCGUAUACGGGCACCGCGAGACUUGCUCUUCAGCGUCCCAAGGCACCGAACAGGCGACACUCUGCCAAGCCGAAACACGAAGAUGAGGAUCCGAUCUACGACCUCAUGGCUCUCCCCCAGCCAACUCAUGUGCCGGCCGUCGCGCCAUCAUCCUGCAAGCCACCCUACGAUCUCUCACCCAACGCCCUCGCUGGUAACCAAAACCGCGUCGAGCGUCGAGGGCGCCCUCGUCUUGAUUCAAGCCAAACCAAAAACUCCGAGCAAGACAAACAAAAAGACCUGGACGUUGUCAAGAACGCCCGAGCAUCCAAGAAGUCUACCAUCCGAGGGAAGCGGGCGGAGAAACAAGCAUGUAGUAGUACAAACAACGGGAACCCCAUCAAUCAUGGCCUCUUCGACCUUGAUAUUGCAAAUCAGAUGAUUCCAUACUGCAGCCCGGAUCUGAUAACUACAUGUCCCAAACCACCGACACCAGCUGGAAUGUGUGAUUCGAAAACAUACCUCUCCUACCAGAUCGAUAUAGCUCGCCAUCUGGCCUACAAUGGCGUCUCCGGGCCAUAUCGGGUUGGCGAAUACCUUUGCGACCUCUACCUUGCAGAUGCGAAGUUUAUCAAGAUCGCUAGCCUUAACAUUGACACUUAUGGUCAAUCAUUCUGGUGCCAUACGAUGACAGGAGAGCGGGUACACUCGCAGGAUGGAUCAAAGGUGGCAGGCAAGCCUGUCACAAUGGCUAACGGAGCGCUGGUCUGGAUGGAGGACGAAAAGGGAAAUACCAUACCCCCUGAGUGGUCAUUCACUGAGCCUCACGACUUGUUCUUCGAGCCUCAAGUCAUCGAGUUUCCCUCAACCGUGCCACUGCAGCAGCGGUAUCCUGGCCUCCGGUCUGGUAACAACCCCACGUUGUUGUAA
Molecule: messenger RNA, 951 nt
Organism: Fusarium venenatum
Lineage: Eukaryota; Fungi; Ascomycota; Sordariomycetes; Hypocreales; Nectriaceae
Source: RefSeq, a predicted model, not a curated record